Messenger RNA from Schistosoma mattheei, 2629 nucleotides. Lineage: Eukaryota; Metazoa; Platyhelminthes; Trematoda; Strigeidida; Schistosomatidae. The record is from the annotation of a GenBank genome assembly.
AAUGACUUGGGUGUAACGCGUCCGAAGUCUAACACUAUGAGCUAUUAGUUUCCGUCGUCGAACGGUUCAAACUUCACACCAUAACUAUUCCUUAUUGCUAAUUAUUGCUUUCGUUGUUAGCUGAAGGUCCAUCGAAUGCUUAUUAGGCCAUAACCAUCCACUUUAUUCCGUCUUUUUCAUAAUAAUCCUUCCCAUUCACCAAACACAACGUACCUACAAACUAAACUAAAACCUACAAAUAUCUCAAAGGUAUUGUCGCGGUAUUAAAAUCUAUUUAUAUCUUCCAAUAGUAAAUUUUUGUGUAAUAAUGGGCUCAGAAGCUGUGAAAGUUGUUGUCAGAGCACGACCACUAAACGAACGUGAACGUUUGCUCAAAUGUGAUAAUAUUCUUGAGGUAUUCAGCGAUACUGGCCAGUGUUCAAUUAUAAGCCCAAACGACAAGAAACGCCCACCAAAAAUAUUUUUCUUUGAUGGAUCAUAUGACCAGAAUUCAACUACCGAACAAAUAUACAAUGAUGUGUGUUACCCUCUAGUAGAAGGAGUUACUGAGGGCUACAAUGGCACAAUAUUUGCUUAUGGACAAACCGGUUGUGGAAAAUCCUACACUAUGCAGGGAGUAUAUGAGCCACCAUUCCAAAAAGGAGUAAUUCCCCGUGCAUUUGAUCAAAUAUUUGAGACUAUGUCUGUAAGUGAAAAGACAAAAUAUUUGGUCCACGCAUCAUUUCUGGAAAUAUACAACGAAGAAGUUCGUGACCUCUUGGGACAUGACUACAGAGCUAAAUUAGAGCUAAAGGAGAAUCCAGAUAAAGGAGUUUACGUUGCUGGCUUGUCAAUGCAUAAAAUAACUUCAGUUGCAGAAUGUCAGAAUAUAAUGGAACGUGGAUGGAAAAAUCGUUCAACUGGAGCAACAUUAAUGAACGCUGACAGUAGUCGAUCACAUUCUAUUUUCACGAUCUACUUAGAAAUGAUUGAUGGAAGUGACAAUCUGCUUGAUUACAACCAUAUAAGGGCCGGUAAAUUAAAUCUAGUUGAUUUGGCGGGCUCUGAAAGACAAACAAAAACUGGUGCAACUGGUGAUCGUUUUAAAGAAGCUACGAAAAUUAAUCUUAGUUUAUCAGCAUUGGGCAAUGUCAUUUCAGCGUUGGUUGAUUCCAAAGUUAAACAUAUACCUUACCGUGACAGCAAGUUGACUCGACUGUUACAGGAUUAUGAACUAAAAUUGCAAUCUAUGAAAGCCCAGUAUAGUGCUGAAACAGAUGAUAAAGCUAAAAUGCUAAAGGAUAUAACCCAUCUAAAAGAAUUAUAUGAUGCCGAACUCAUGCAAUUGAAUAGCUAUCAAAAUUUACAGCCAUCAACGAAUCAGCACUUAGAUCAAACGGAAGAGUUGAUAGAAAUAUCAGACGAUAAAAUCCAACAACAAAUUGUAACAAAAAACGACACUAAUGUACGUAUUGAUACAUAUGAUGAGGAAGUAACAAAAGAUGAACUACUGAAAAGAUUGAAAUUAUUGGAAGCAGAUAUUGUCGGUGGUGAGCAAGCUGGAAAUAAGGAGGUCAAUGAGAAAAUAUCAAGGCGAAAAACAUAUGCUGAAGAACGAAAACGUCGAUUAGUUGAAGCGAAUGCAAACCUAGAAGAUGAUGGCAUUAUGAUAAAUAUUUAUGAAACAAUACAAGAUGAACUAUAUUACAAAAAUAAAGCUCUACAGUCACAAAAACAGAAGGUAUAUGCGUUACAAAUGGAAAUUAAAGAUGUUCAGUCAGAAUUUGAACAAGAUCGAAGUGACUAUUUGGAAACUAUAAGACGCCAAGAACAACAAAUAAAUUUGCUUAAUAUGAUUUUAGAAAAGGUUCAGCCAUGCAUACGCAGAGAUAGCAAUUAUUACAACAUCGAUAAAAUCAAACGAACAGCCAUAUUUGAUGCAGAAAAGAAUGAAUGGAUCCUACCACAAAUGGUCAUUGAACAUACACAAUUGCCUUCAGUGAAUUCAGACAAUUCGUCUAAUCGAUAUGACUCAAAUUACGGAACCACAGAUGGUAACGCAGAAUAUAAUGCAAUAAAAGAUUUGAAAUGGGCCAAUAAAAAGAAUCUAGACUGUACGCUAGACAAGAUGAUCGGAUACAAAGUAAUUAUUUCGCAAGCCGACGUGCAGAUCAAAUAUUACGUAAUGCAGCAGGAUCUGAAUCUGAAAGAUAUGGAUCCAGCAAUCAUACGGCUAGACUGGAUAAUUUCUCUUGUAAACUGACUACUGGUAACACAGAAUCAGCAUCGCCUUCGUCUUGUGAAAUCAAAUCAAGUUUGGAUACAUACUUGCAUUGCCCGAACGUAAGAAAAAAACCAAUGAAGUUAAAUCCUAUGUCUGAAUUCGCACUCAAUUCCACGCAUGUUUACGGACAAGAGUCGCUUGGAAAAGUAAAAUGGCAUUCGAAAAUAUAGAGGCAAUUAUUAUUCAAUAUAUCAUAAAACACAACUGAGUGUCAGAAACAUUCUCGAAUGAUGAUAUUUAGGACUAUUUUAGGAAAAAACUUAUGACGUUACAUCUACAUAGUCAUAACAUAAAAUAACUAGAUACAUUUUAAAAUACAAGCCAUUGUAGAUUUUUGUUUUAAAAAAAGAAAGGUCUUGAGUUUCC